Molecule: messenger RNA, 2628 nt
Organism: Hypomesus transpacificus
Lineage: Eukaryota; Metazoa; Chordata; Actinopteri; Osmeriformes; Osmeridae
Gene: riok3
Product: RIO kinase 3 (yeast)
Exons: 13
Coding region: 365-1879 (504 amino acids)
Biological process (GO): protein phosphorylation; maturation of SSU-rRNA
Cellular component (GO): preribosome, small subunit precursor; cytosol
Molecular function (GO): protein serine/threonine kinase activity; ATP binding
Source: RefSeq, a predicted model, not a curated record
CCUCAUAAACGUUGGUUGCAAUCUUCCAAAAAGGCGGAAGAAGCAACUGUCAUUUUCUAUUUCUCUUGAAGACGACGGGCCGCCGAUUUUUUUACGCUACCUUGAUAAGACGUUCUGUUCUGUACAAAAGGUAACCACAUUAGAGCUAAUACAUUCUCUACUAAUAUCUCUACUAAAACUACCUCAACAUUUAGCUAUUGGUGCCUCAUAGCCAAAACCUCCGUAGAAAACUGGUACUGUUGGACGAGGCAUUACCGUGCAACUUUGCUAAAUUCGCUAGCAAGCAAACAUUGACGUUUUCUCGGUUAUAAUAUUAAUUACAAUACGUGGAGAUAGCUCCUGUACACAGGCUGAACAUCGAAUCAUGGAUCAGACAAGCGUAACUGCACAAGGACCUAAGAGCCCAUGGGGACCUGCCCCCUCCGUGGUUUCUGCAUGCUCAUUGACUGAUGUUAUGAGUGAGCAGCUGGCUAAGCAACUAGAAGAUGAGAACAGUGGCUUUUCAGGGUUCCCUGAGGCCGGUGAGGUCCUGCUCCCAGCCGACCACCUGGACACAGACAGUGACCUGAUGCUUGCUCAAAUGCUGCAGAUGCAGUUUGACAGGGAGUUUGACACCCAACUUCGCAUAGAAGAGAAGAAGUUAAACGGGGACAGUAAGGUGUCCAUUUCAUUUGAGAACUACCGUAAGGUGCAUCCCUACGAAGACAGUGACAGCUCAGAAGAUGAGGUGGACUGGCAGGACACCCGCCACGACCCCUACAAAGCUGACAAGCCCCAGAGUGCUCCGAAGAAGGGCUUCAGUGGGAAGGGGAAGAACAUCACUACCAAGCAUGACGAGGUGCUGUGUGGCAGGAAGAAUACAUCUCGCAUGGACAAUUUUGCUCCAGAGGUUCAUGUGGGGGAUGGUCUGGGCAUGGAUCUGAAGCUGUCCAACCAGGUGUACAAUGCCCUGAAGCAGCACUGCUACAGCGAGCAGAGACGCAGCGCACGCCUGCACGAGAAGAAGGAACACUCCACUUCCGAGCAAGCGGUGGACCCCAGGACUCGUCUGCUGAUGUACAAGAUGGUGAACGCUGGCUUGCUGGAGAACAUCAAUGGCUGCAUCAGUACUGGGAAGGAGUCUGUGGUGUUCCACGCUGAUGGAGGGAGUCUGGAAGACAGCCCCGUCCCAUCGGAGUGUGUGUUGAAGGUGUUUAAGACGACACUGAAUGAGUUCAGGAACAGAGACAAGUAUAUCAAGGAUGACUACCGCUUUAAGGACCGCUUCAGCAAGCUCAACCCUCGCAAGAUCAUCCGUCUUUGGGCAGAGAAGGAGAUGCACAACCUGGCUAGAAUGAAGAAAGCAGAGAUCCCGUGUCCUGACGUGGUGGUGCUGAAGAAGCACAUCCUGGUGAUGUCCUUUAUAGGGAAGGACCACGUCCCUGCCCCCAAGCUGAAGGAGGCCCAUCUGGGCCCCGACGACCUGGCCAGGGCCUACCUCCAGGUCCUGCAUAUGAUGCAGCAGUUGUACCAGCAGUGUAACCUGGUCCAUGCUGACCUCAGUGAAUACAACAUGCUGUGGCACGAUGGCAAGGUGUGGCUGAUAGACGUGAGUCAGUCUAUCGAGCCCACCCAUCCUCAUGGUCUGGAGUUCCUCUUCAGGGACUGCAGGAACGUGGCUACGUUUUUCCUGAAGGGUGGGGUCUGCGAGGCCAUGAAUGUGUAUGAGCUGUUCAAUGCCGUGACCGGGCUGAACAUCACCGGAGACAAUGAGGCUGACUUCCUUGCCCAGAUCGAGGCUCUGGAGAAGAGGAACGAGGACCACGUCCAGAGGAGGGGCAAGAAGAGCUUCUCCCCCAGCGAGGAGGCAGACCCCCCCUCUCCUGCCCCAGGAAGAUGACUAGCGAACGCUCCCCCUCUUCACCAUGAUGGCGGCUGCUUCAUGGACCCUGAGGGGAACUGCUGACUGGAGGGAGCAGAGGCUGGAGGAGCUGGCGGCAAGCCAAUCCUGGGGUCUCGUUACAUUAGGAGGAGAGUGGAAGGUCGAGGUUAAAAGGUUAUCUGAUCUGAACCAUCCCUGAUGGAGGGGAUCCUCCUCUUUGGAAUCCUGACCCUAACUCUCUUCUGCAUCUCUAUAAGACACCUCCAUCCAUCCUUUUUUCCAUCUCCACUCAUGGCUGUGUGGAGAACGCUAGUGGGGAGUGACUGAAAUAUGGAUUAGGAAGGCAACAAUAUUAAACUGCUUUUCAUAUGAGUGAUUCAAUAAACCAGCAUUUAUGACGUGAUUAGAAACCGAUCUCUGAUUGGUACAGAAGUCAGUGGUAGCGUGAGGAUAGGAACAGGAGUGAGUUUGAUGCAUUCUCACAACACCAACGUGCUCCCAGUGUUACCUAGUGCUGAGCUUGUUAGUGAAGACAGGGUGUUCUACAUGGAGACUGGUUCUGUAUGAGAGGCGGGGCUUAUUGGAGGGUGUGGUGUUUGCUGCUCGUUGUAACUGCAACAGCAUGAUGAUUAAUACAAUUGGUUGGAAAUAAAUGUUUUGUAUUGUUUGGAAUGACUCACACUACUAUCACACUUGUGUAAUUUAUUUAACUUCAUUUGCUGUCUUGACUUUUUGAAACACAAAUAAACUUUUAGCAUCAGAUUCUG